UGACUCUGCCCAGGCGAUGUUCUUUAGCUCUGUUUGGUACAAUAACCAUGGACAUGUUACUGCACACGUCUGUCUUUUUGUGGAUUUCAGUCGGAUUUUUACUUGCACCUCAAGGGUCAGGGGCCAACGCGCUGUCGUCCCAAUGUGAUCUUGUUUUCAGAAAUGUCUGUUAUGAGUUUGUGGAGGAAUCGAGAAACUGGUCUCAGGCCAGGAGCGACUGUGAAAAGCGAGGAGGGGAACUCUUGAGGGUCAUGAACAGCCCGGUCAAACUGUUCCUGAAGAACGCGACCAAACAGAGAAACACGAGCAAUUGGACGUGGUGGCUGGGAGAGGGGGUCAAGGGGGAACCCAGCGGAGAGCACAAAUGCACAUACAUGACUCUGAAUCCUCUUCGCCUCAACACAACAUCAGACUGUAAACAGAGACGCAGCUUCCUCUGCACCCGCAAUUUGCCGUCUUCAUCGAGCACUGUGAACACAGCAGUGUCCGGUCAUGCAAGCAGAGUUCGACCCAAAAGGUCGAUGGCUUCAUCUGUCUCAAACAUUAACAAACUUCUUAGGGAAGCAAAGGAAGAACUGUGGAGGAUGGAAACGACAAUAGGGGAGCCAACAAAUCCAUCAAGGGACGACUUUGUUCGGUACUUGUUGGAAGGAACUAAAAGGCUAAAAUUAGAGACUACUGUACCCAAUAACAACACCAUCUGGAACAUUGUGAACUGUACCACUGGCAUCUAUUUCCUCGCACUUCGAAAAUGUGACAUCCAGACAAACCCAAACGCUGUAUCUUUCUUUGAGCAGGUUUUUGAGAUCUUCGUGGUUAUCGCUGAAGUGCUACGUACAUCGGAGAGCUUUGUCUUUUGGCACCGAACAGGCACCGUCUAUCAACGCAGUUUCAAACAGGAUGAGAUUGGUGAUCAAAUAUUGGGUUCACAGGCGGCUAAUGAGUUUGUCGUACUCCCUUCAUAUUCUGCACUCCGAGCGGACGUUGAAAACUACGACACAAUCACCACUCAGAUGAUUACAUUCAACGAGAAUCCCCAUCCCUAUGAUGAAAUCACAGGAAUUGUCUGCACUGUUAUAAUAAGCAAUGGAGACGAAAGAAUUAAGGUGGAAAACCUGCCAGAGAUGAUAGAGAUCUUUUUGCCGCGUACAGACGUUGCAGUUCUGAUGAAUAGCACCGCUGUGUUAGAGGAAAACACAUUCUCACUGACCACAAUCAACGUCACAGACCCUAAUAUGACCAUUAUCUUAAGCAUGCAGCCAAAUGUACAGGAGUCACUAAUACUUAAACUGUCCCAAGGGUCACCUCCUACCAGCACAUAUUUCAACCACUCAACCAUCCUGACCCCAGAAGGAGCCUACCGCUGGUUGAUAACCCCUGAGAUGUUGCAGCAGACCUCUGGAGUCUGGUACAUAGAUGCCAGACACGUUAAUAGCACAUGGGACUCGAACAUGACACUGGAAAUAAAUUCUUUUAUGAGCAAGUGCCUUUUCUGGCACGUAGGGUGGGAGACGUGGACGACAGAUGGCUGCGAAGUUGGCGAGAAGACCACUCCUUAUCUCACACAUUGCCGCUGUAACCACCUCACUCUGUUCGGGGGCUCCUUUUUUGUGAUGCCAAACCACGUGGACGUAAGUCGUACAGCGGAGCUGUUUGCCACCGUGGAUGAGAACUAUGUGGUGCUCGUACUCAUGUGUGCCUUCUUCGCCCUCUACCUUCUCACCCUGGUGUGGGCUUGCUUUGCUGACCGCAGGUCACGCCUUAAGAGAAAGAUGACUCUGCUGGAGGACAACCACCCAGGUGCUCAUUACAACUACCUGAUCAGUGUUUACACUGGCAAUCGCAAGAAUUCUGGGACGACUGCCAAUGUCACAGUGAUGCUGACUGGCUCAGAGGGAGAGAGCGAGACACACAGUCUCGAAGAUCCCGAUAAGCCCGUGUUUGAGAGAGGAGGGGUCGAUAUGUUCCUGAUGGCCACGCCUUUCCCACUGGGAGAAGUGCAAAGCGUCAGGCUGCAGCACGACAACUCCGGAGGUCAACCAUCAUGGUAUGUCAACAAGGUGACGGUGCAAGACCUCCAGACACAGCACGUGUUUCACUACUUCUGCGACUGCUGGCUGAGUUCUGACCACGGAGACGGCACGACCAAGAAAACGUUCCACGCCGCGAGGACCGACGAGAUUGCCAACUUCAGGUACAUCUUCAAGAACAGGACGUCGACGGGCUUCAGGGACGAACACAUCUGGGUCUCCAUCGUGGAUCCUCCGUCGCGCACUCCGUUCACGCGCGUGCAGAGAGUCUCCUGCUGCAUGUGCCUGCUCCUCUGCACCAUGGCCAUCAACAUCGCCUUCUGGAACAUUCCUGUGGACGAGAGCUCGCCAGUCAUUUUAGUGAUAGGUUCGUUGCAACUCACGUGGCAGAACGUCAUGGUGGGGAUUCAGAGCGGUCUCCUCAUGUUCCCAAUCAACAUCCUCAUCAUCACCAUCUUCAGAAGCAUCCGACCCCGCAGCGUCGCAAAAAAGCCUAAAAGAGAGGAGCAGAAAAUGGACGCCGUCACCGUGCCAACUGUCCUGAAGGACAUAGGGGAGGUUGUUUCUUUGGCGAGCAAAAGUCCGAGGAACAAGAUUUCAGAGACGCCGAGGCUGGAGUCCAUCACUGACCUCUGCUCUACCUUGGACACGGUGCAUGAAUUCAUCCAACUUAUGCAAGGAGAGUGUGAGAGCGACCCGCACUGGGUGUACUGCAGCAAGUUCCUCCUGGCAGGUCUCUGCCACCUCCUCAUGGACCUGGAAAAACUGGACGGAAGGAACGUGCCGUGUCCCCACGAUUACCAGCAGGCCCUGAACGUCGCCAACGUCCUGGUCCGCAAGGCUGAGAUGGUCUUCAGCUGCCACUUGGCCUCCUGCCCGCCCACCGUGACGAAGCAGAAGAAGAGCACUGCGAGCUGCUGGCUUCCGUGGUGGUGUGUGUUCCUGGGCUGGUUCCUGCUGCUGUCCAUCAGUGCCGUGUCCACUUAUUUCACGCUGUUAUACGGCUUUCAGUACGGCAGAGAAAAGUCCAUCAAGUGGGUCAUGUCCCUGGGCCUCUCGCUGUUCCAGAGCAUCUUUAUACUGCAGCCUCUCAAGGUGAUCGGCAUCGCCGUGUUCUUCGCUCUGCUGCUCAGACCUGUGUCUGCGGAGGAGAGCGACGAAGUCAACCAAGUGCUCAUGGGGCAACGGGAGAAGUGUAAACGGUUCACUGGCAGGGAGACGCUGUGAGGAAGCUGCAUUUCCCAGGACGCGCUCCAUCACUUUUUGCACUUAUUGGAAGUUUUGCUCUUUGAAUGUAAAAAUGCAUCCCAUAUUCUGGUGUACAGAACGUUGCUCUAGGUAAUUUACUAUCCACUCACGUCGUAUUGGGUCGCUUUAAACUUUAAUUAUUGGGGAUUUUUUUUUUCUUCAUAUGUGAAUCAUUUCUUAUGAAAAUACACAUUUAUUGGAUUCCACGAAGCAGGUUUUAAAAGUCGCAAAAAUGAAUCACAAGCUAAACGUGUCAAAUUAUUGACUGUCAAAAAUAUUCAUUUAAGUACCUGUGUGUCAUAUUUAUGGUGGACAUUUAAUGUAAAUAUGUUUGAAUAAGUGCAUGAUCUCUUUUUAAAAGAUAGGAUAAGCCUUGCGUUACAAUGUUUACGAUAACUGCAAGUUACAAUGUGCGGUCUCACCAGUAGAUGUCACUAAUUCUUACACAUUGGACCCUUAUAUUGGACAACCAUUCUCAAGUAGAGUAGGUUUUCACAUCUCUGUAUCUCCGAGUCGGGAAUUGAAGCGACAACCUUCCAGUUGAAAGACAACGCGCUCGACCACUACCUACCGUGUGACUAAUUCUGUGAGAUUUACUUGUCGGAAUCUCGUCAGCGUUCUGUGAUUCCCGGCUGUUGACGUUACUAACGCGGCCUUUCACCCUCAGAGAGCUGCGUUUAUGUAAUUGCACUUACGGGAGGUCAUUAUUAAUUGAGCAGUUUUUUGGGCAUUUCACCAUCACCAUCAGUGUGAUCCAUGCUAAAUGUGACUCAGUCACUUCCUCCCUCUCAGUGAGUCAAUGAUUAUAUAAUAACGAGAGCACGAUUACAUAAUAGACGUCACCAUACUCAUUUCCGUGCUCUUGGUUUGGGAAUACGCGCAGUGCUUUUAUUCUCUCUGAAAUAAUUGUGUGGGUUUUGUUUUUUUUUUUUCCAUUUAUUUAUUAAUUCUGUACGUAUUUUAAAGAGUGCAGACAUAGGCAACUGGAAUUGCUUGAACUUCGUUGGACUAAAUUUAAUUCUAGUUAAAUAGUUAAUAAACUGAUAUGAGCUGCAAUCGUGUGGAAAGUUCAUGAGUCUGCACACCUGACAACAUUAAUUUAUGUAUAUUAUAAAUUAAACAGGUGUUACAUCAGGGGUCCCAACUCAUAUUAACUUAAAAUGAUGUCACGAUAUUCCAUCAUGAUACAGCGAUAACAACAUUUUAACACAUCAUUUCCGCAUAAAGGUGUUUGUUU
Solea solea (common sole) is the source of this 4515-nucleotide messenger RNA. RefSeq names its product polycystin-1-like protein 2. Bases 48 to 3257 code for a protein of 1069 amino acids. Gene Ontology annotation, molecular function: protein binding; calcium channel activity. Gene Ontology annotation, biological process: detection of mechanical stimulus. Lineage: Eukaryota; Metazoa; Chordata; Actinopteri; Pleuronectiformes; Soleidae. The transcript has 23 exons. The record is from RefSeq and is a predicted model, not a curated record. Gene Ontology annotation, cellular component: membrane.